This is a messenger RNA of Bipolaris maydis ATCC 48331, 1521 nucleotides long. Its product is annotated as cytochrome P450. NCBI's taxonomy places the organism in Eukaryota, Fungi, Ascomycota, Dothideomycetes, Pleosporales, Pleosporaceae. Gene Ontology annotation, molecular function: iron ion binding; oxidoreductase activity, acting on paired donors, with incorporation or reduction of molecular oxygen; heme binding. The record is from RefSeq and is a predicted model, not a curated record.
AUGAUUAUAGAAUUUCUUUCCAACAUCCGCAUAUGGAUUGUCUUGAUUAUUCUAAUCCUCACGUUUCUAUUCCGUUCAAGACGUCGCUCAGUCUUUCCAGCCAUUAACGAUUUUCCACUCGAUCCACUUUCCCAAAAAGCGCACAACGAGUAUCGCACUAACGCCAAAUCGCUGAUCGCCAACGGUCUCGCAAAACACCAAGGCCCAGUCUCCCUCUCCGUCCCAAGUGGUCAGAAAAUCGUUCUCCCAGCGUCGCUCACCGCUUGGGUGAAAUCAAACAAAGAUCUCGAUCACAGGGAGCUCGUCAUACAAGACUUCUAUGCUGGAUUGCCUGGAUUCGAAGCACAGGAUGCGUUGCAUACGUCUGGAGAUUUACUUCUCGAUUUGAUUCGCACGAAGCUGGGCCAGAACGAUAGUAUCAUGCCAGUGGUGAAUGGCAGUAUAGCAAAAGCGUUGCAAAUUCACUGGGGCGAGGACAAGGACUGGCAUGUCAUCGACUGGCAGAAAGACACAACGAGUAUUAUCGCACGCGCAGCGUCAUCAGUAUUUGUCGGUCCAGAGAAGUGCGAGGAUGAAGAGUGGUUGAGUAUCGCACAAGGCUACGUCGACGCGUACUUUACAGCUGUCAAUGAGUUGCAUCAGUAUCCGGCCUGGUCGAGACGCAUUGUGCAGAGGUUUCUCCCAAACGCCGUUGCUUGUCGGAAAUACAUGGCACAGGCUCGCGUUGUUGUCAAGGAUCUGAUUGAACAACGGGAAAAGAAAGUCGAGGAGGCGAAGCGCAAAGGCGAUCCUCUCCCGCAAUUCAACGAUGCGGUGGCAUGGGCACAAGCAGCACCAGGCCCCAAGGUAGACGCCGGCGACAUACAAUUGUCACUGGCAAUGGCUGCGUUCUUCACCACGAGCGAACAGUUCCGCCAGGUCUUGAUCGAUGUUGCUUCGCACCCGGAGCUCAUCGAGCCACUCAGGAAAGAAGUCUCGCAACAGAUUUCUACCCACGGUAUAACCGUCUCUGCGACAAACAACAUGGUCCUGCUCGACAGCGUCCUGAAAGAGUCGCAGAGACUUUCCGCUUCCAUAGUGGUUCUCGAGCGCGUAGCCCUCAAAGACAUGACCCUCCCCACUGGCGAGAAUCUCCCACGCGGUUCCCACAUCAUGGUCGACCGCGCCGAUCUCCGGAGUCCCACCAAAUACCCCAGCCCCGAUCACUUCGACGGACACCGUUUCCUGCGCCAACGCAAGGCCGGCGAUAAGUUCGCGCAAUUUGCUCAAUCAGGCCCGGACUACAAUGUGUUUGGCGGUGGACGGCAUAUUUGCCCAGGACGCUAUUUCGCUAGCAACGAAUUGAAACUCGCCAUGGCGCAUAUAUUGCUGAAGUAUGAGAUUAGGUUGGUGAAGGGGUACCAGUCGAGUAUGGUACAGAUGGGCGUGUUUAAAGUGGUUGAUCCGGCGGUUCAGUUUGAGGUGCGGAGGAGGGAUGUUACAGAGAUGGAUUUGGAUCAGUUGACUGUAUCUUUGGCGUGA